Molecule: messenger RNA, 891 nt
Organism: Chondrus crispus (carragheen)
Lineage: Eukaryota; Rhodophyta; Florideophyceae; Gigartinales; Gigartinaceae
Product: Translation initiation factor eIF3, subunit F
Exons: 1
Coding region: 1-891 (296 amino acids)
Biological process (GO): translational initiation
Cellular component (GO): eukaryotic translation initiation factor 3 complex, eIF3m
Molecular function (GO): translation initiation factor activity; metallopeptidase activity; translation initiation factor binding
Source: RefSeq, a predicted model, not a curated record
AUGGAGUCGACCGACAUUUUCGUCGGCGGCGAAGACAGCGGCGCGCGGCAAGUCAAGGUUUCGCCCGUCGUGCUCUUCAACGUCGCGGAUCACUAUCAGCGCCGCACGGACGACAAGCGUCGCGUGAUCGGGACUCUGCUGGGGCGCGUCAACGCCAAUGGCACGGUCGAGGUCACAAACUGUUUCCCGCUCCCGCAUUCCGAAAAGGUCAAGGAGUUCAAGGAGGUCGCCGUCGACAACAUUUACAACGAGACCAUGCACACCCUUCAUCGCCGCCUGAACACCACCGAGGAGCCAGUCGGCUGGUACGCCACGGGCACCGAGACCGACAUUUCUUCGGUCGUCAUCCACGAGUUCUACGCCCGAGAGUGCCGGAACCCUGUGCAUUUGCUCGUCGAUGCCGGGCUCGUUAGCGGCCGCUUCGACGUCAACGCCUUCGUCUCCACGGCGUAUCAGAUUAAUGAUCGCGCUCUCAGCUCGGAACUGCGCCCGAUUCCGGUCUGCAUGAAGCCCGGGAAGGCCGAGAAGGUCGGCCUGGAUGUCUUGUUCAAGAACCGUCGACGAGAGGAGGGGGACAAGUCGCUGCCGAUCAUGGCGUCGGAGAUUGAGAAUUUGGAAAAGUCCAUGGAACGUCUAUUGGAGCUCUUGGAUGUCGUCGGGAAGAACGUUGAUGCGGUCGUCGCGGGGGAGGUGGAAGGCAAUGUCACCACUGGCAGGUUCCUUGCCGAGACCUUGACCAUGGUGCCCAGAAUGAACGCAUCCGAUUUCGAACAGUUGUUCGGCGACAACAUGCGCGAUUUGCUCAUGGUCGCCUACCUAUGCAAGCUGACCCAAACACAGCUUAUUGUGGCUGAGAAGUUGUUGGCUAUUGAUACCACACCAAAGCAUUAG